AUGGAAAAAUCCAGAAAACAAAAGCAAAAGCGGAUGAUGGGAAUAGACAGUAAUGGUGGUGAUAUUGAUAGGUUGCCUGAUGAUGUAGUGAUUAACAUUCUGUCACACAUGAGCAUCAAGAGAGCUGCGAGGACUAGUGUCCUCGCACAUAAAUGGAGAUAUCUUUGGAGGUUUUCCCAUGGGAUUCUUCGAUUUGAUGGGAAACUAAUGGGAAAUGAAAAGUUCGAGUCGUGGGUGAAUGGUGUGCUGGAUCUUCAUCAAGCUCCAUAUAUUGAGGGCAUGAUCAUUAGUUUUGAGAUGACAUCUACGUCUCCUGCAGCAGUUGAGAAAUGGUUGAAUUUUGCUGUGAGAAAGGAAGUUCAAAGGUUGGAAUUGAAUCUCUCAUUUGGUGAUAUGUAUAGACAAAAAUUCCUAAGGAUGUGUAGAUAUAUAUUCCCAACUCUUGAUGAGUUAAGAUCACAUUCACAUUCACAUGCAUUUUGCCGCCUGAGAAGCCUUAGAUUGGCCCAUGUUGAGAUCACGGUCGAUGUGGUUCAUUAUUUUCUAGCAUCGUGUCCCGAUCUUGAAGAGCUGCGCAUACAGUUAUCUUACAAGUUUUGGGGGCAUCUCCGAGUUGUUGAUCCACCAAGCUUGAGAGUUUUGGAGAUAACCAGAUGCCUCUUUGUCAAGAGUUUGGAGAUAUCUGCCGUGAGACUCGUCUCGUUAAUAUAUGGAGGGCCCAAGAACAGCUUGCUGCUGAAAAAAGCUCCGAAUCUUCGUGAAUUAUGUGUUAGAGGUGAUGUGUGUUUGUUCUUUGUUCUCGAGCCCAAGAGCUAUUCGGAUCAGCUGGUGAAGCUUGUAUUGGAUUUUCGAUUUCCGAGUGUAUAUAGAAGUUGGGUUGCUGCUCCUCCUGAUUUGCCUCGAUUAUGCUCUCUCAAACGGCUGCAAGUGUAUGCUCAUACAACAUGCUUUUCAACCCUUGACAUUUUCACAUCAUUGAUUGAGGCAUCUCCACACUUAUGCGAAUUUAGGAUUGAGCUGAGCUGCUCGGUAGAUCUUCUUGAAUUUGCUAUUUAUUCAGGUAGGUAUCCACUUCCUCAUAUAGAAGGAUCCAAGGUUGGGAAAUUCGUUCAUAGAAAUCUUAAGGUGGUUGAGGUGGGUGGCUACAUUGGACUUGGUCACGCAGAAGAAUUGCUGGUGGCAUUGAUUUCGAGUUGUCCAUCACUUGAGAGGGUUGCGAUUCAUAUUCCGACUGAUUUCUAUCAUGAUCCCGGCGUUUGGUGUACGAUGAGCAAGUGCAGGCUGUGUAAAUACGCCGUGCCUUAUGCAACCUCACGCGAGGAAGCAAAAGGACGCGCCCAACGUUUCAUAGCCAAGACGCGGAAGCAGAAGCCGAGUCUGCAGGAGUGGAAGCAGUGCCAGCGGGAGCGCCUUGAAUUCAUCGUCACAUGAAUUUUGAAUCUGCCAUUUUGAUUCUUUGGAGCAUUACUAUAUGAGUCAGGGGAUUUUUUAGGACAAUAACUUAUGUUAAUUUGGAAAUUAGGACAAAAACUUUCGGACUUGUAAAAA
Molecule: messenger RNA, 1548 nt
Organism: Salvia miltiorrhiza (redroot sage)
Lineage: Eukaryota; Viridiplantae; Streptophyta; Magnoliopsida; Lamiales; Lamiaceae
Product: F-box/LRR-repeat protein At3g03360-like
Exons: 6
Coding region: 1-1431 (476 amino acids)
Molecular function (GO): protein binding
Source: RefSeq, a predicted model, not a curated record